GGAGGUGAAACCUGGGACGCUGCGUGUCUCCGCCCCGCGGUGCAGCUAGGGGGUGUGCUUUGGGGGCAUAAGGGAUAGCUAAAUAAGUGGAGGGCCCAGGGUCGUACCGCGCUCUGCCCUUCCCUAGCUUCUAGGCACUAAGCCUGCACGAGCCCAAGGGUGAUUUUUCCUUGGGCCCAAUAUGAUACUAACCAAAGCCCAGUACGAGGAGAUAGCCCAGUGCCUAGUGUCUGUACCGCCCACUAGGCAGAGCCUGAGGAAGCUGAAGCAGAGGUUCCCCAGUCAAUCGCAGGCCACUCUGCUGAGCAUCUUCUCCCAGGAGUACCAGAAACAUAUUAAAAGAACACAUGCCAAACAUCACACUCCAGAAGCGAUUGAAAGUUAUUACCAGAGGUACCUGAAUGGCGUGGGGAAAAACGGAGCAGCCCCCGUGCUCUUGGAGCUGGCCAAUGAGGUGGACUAUGCACCCUCAUUAAUGGCUCGGAUUAUCCUGGAGAGAUUUCUACAGGGGCAUGAACAGACUCCACCCUCCAAGUCUGUUAUAAACAGUAUGCUGCGGGACCCUUCUCAGAUUCCAGAUGGAGUUCUAGCAAACCAGGUCUAUCAGUGCAUCGUGAAUGACUGUUGCUAUGGACCGCUGGUGGACUGCAUCAAGCACGCUAUUGGCUAUGAGCAUGAAGUCCUGCUGAGAGACUUGCUUCUGAAGAAAAACCUGUCAUUCCUAGAUGAGGAUCAGCUCCGUGCAAAGGGCUAUGACAAAACCCCAGACUUCAUUUUACAGGUGCCAGUUGCUGUGGAAGGGCACAUAAUUCACUGGAUUGAAAGCAAAGCCUCAUUUGGUGAUGAAUGUAGCCACCACGCCUACCUGCAUGGCCAAUUCUGGAGCUACUGGAAUAGGUUCGGACCAGGCCUGGUCAUCUAUUGGUAUGGAUUUAUCCAGGAACUGGACUGCAACCGGGAAAGAGGCAUCCUGCUCAAAGCCUCAUUCCCCACAGACAUCGUCACCUUAUGCCAUAGCACAGCUUGACCCCGCAGAUCCUGGAAGAGAAGCCGGAAGCAAUGUUACUUUCCUGCAGUAUAAACUGCUGGCAGCAUCUGCCCUGAACUUGAGCUGAACCCUUGCUGCCGUCGCAGCCCUACCUCUAGACAAACAUAUCAGGAGUUUCUGUUUUCCUUCAUCCCUGGGUGAUGUGAAUAGCCAAGAACUACAGACACAACCCACUCAUUAUCAGCAUUUCUGUCUCGGACAAACACUUAGUUUAUAGAUAGUCAUAAUCUUGCUUCCUUCCGAAUGCUUUCUCCUUGUAUACUGAACAGAAGAGAAAGUAUGGAGACUGCAAGGUGUGAGUUUUCACUUCUCCUCCCUGUGAUCAAAUAGUUUUCUAAUCCUCCAU
Mus caroli (Ryukyu mouse) is the source of this 1394-nucleotide messenger RNA. RefSeq names its product CDAN1 interacting nuclease 1 (gene Cdin1). Lineage: Eukaryota; Metazoa; Chordata; Mammalia; Rodentia; Muridae. The record is from RefSeq and is a predicted model, not a curated record. Gene Ontology annotation, biological process: erythrocyte differentiation. Gene Ontology annotation, cellular component: cytoplasm; nucleus.